CUUUGCCUUCCCCCAGUAGAAACCCUGCCUCACAGGCCAACAGCAUGUUUUUCUAUUUCUAUUCGCUUUAUCACUCUCUUCUCCAUGCUCCAUUGCACACCCAUCUUGAUAAUACCAGCAUAUUCACGCCUCAGAAGCAUUGCUGGGUUGCUCGUCUAUGGCUGAGGGCGACAGUGUAGGGGAAUACCCGAAGACAUAGACUACCAAUCUAUAUUUCAGCGUCCAAGACUUCAUAUGACCCACCGCAAAGUUGGGGUCUUGUGGGCAAGGCUGUUGUGGUCGGAGUAUUGUAAAACCUUCUUUACGUGUACGCUGAUAGCGUUCGGGUCAAGAGAGUCUAUAGAGGCAUUACUGGAGCGCGCAAAAGACGUGUUAGCAAUAAGUUUGGGGACCAGCAGAUUCCGGGCAGCUUUCUGGGAGGAUAUUGGGUUACAGACUUACAGAUGAUCGCCUUGCAGAGGGCCCACUGCAACUGUUGUCGCUGAAGACAAGAAGACUCUGCUAUGUGAGCCAGCAUGUGCGCUAAUUGUGCCUAUGCUGCUUUAUACCAACAGGUUUGGUGCCGGUUCACCAAACGAUUUGUGCUGGUUCUCAAAAAGGUUUGCAGCUUAUGCCUGUUUGUCCUCCGGCACGUGCGAAAAUUCGAGGAUCUCUGGGCUCGGUUGCAGGGGUGGCUGGGCUGAGAGGAUGAACUUUAUGCGAGUUAUGUGCGCCACACCCAAGGAAAACC
Messenger RNA from Gamsiella multidivaricata, 730 nucleotides. RefSeq lists its product as uncharacterized. The transcript has 3 exons. The coding region runs from base 235 to 447 and encodes 70 amino acids. Lineage: Eukaryota; Fungi; Mortierellomycota; Mortierellomycetes; Mortierellales; Mortierellaceae. The record is from RefSeq and is a predicted model, not a curated record.